Molecule: messenger RNA, 4101 nt
Organism: Frankliniella occidentalis (western flower thrips)
Lineage: Eukaryota; Metazoa; Arthropoda; Insecta; Thysanoptera; Thripidae
Gene: aralar1
Product: calcium-binding mitochondrial carrier protein Aralar1
Exons: 21
Coding region: 438-2576 (712 amino acids)
Biological process (GO): L-glutamate transmembrane transport; aspartate transmembrane transport; malate-aspartate shuttle
Molecular function (GO): L-glutamate transmembrane transporter activity; calcium ion binding; L-aspartate transmembrane transporter activity
Source: RefSeq, a predicted model, not a curated record
CACUUGCGCUUUUGGUAGCGUCGCGGAUCAAAGCGCCACCACCUGCCACCUCUCCCUCAAGGCCACGCCCCGCGUGACCUUUUGAAUUUGGCGCCACGUCACGGGGGUCCUGCUGCUGAGGAAGGCGGUGAGUCCUGUGACCAGCUGUGACCGCCGCGCCAUAACCCCGUGACGUAACCGUCUGCUACCCUCAAGGUGCAUGGCAUGGCCGACUGUCGGAGAGGACGCAAGGUUGGGAUCAACAAACAGGACGACCACGGUCCAGGAAUGAACGUCGCACAGUGGCUGAAGGGGCUCCUGUUUACCGAGGCGCAGUGCCUGGAGUGUGCUGGGCUCCGCGGGCAUCGUUACCCCGGGCCGUGCCGCACUGCGCCCUGAAGCACCUUUGUCAUAUGAAGUCGAUGUAAAUGUGAAGUUCAGCAGCAGGGUUCUGCGCCAUGGCUCCUCACCAUGAGACGGAGCUUUUUGCGCCGGAAGAGGUUGUAUUCAGCGAGCAGCCGCAUCCCGAGAAAUGCACGCACAAGAGUGCAGGGUACCUAAAGCGUGCUAGUACUGAACAGCUGCAGGAGAUAUUCAAUAAGUAUGCAUCCGAAGAAGUAAAUGGGGUAAAAUAUAUGCGAGCUGGUGACUUCAUUCAACGUUACCUUCGAUUCAUCCCUGAGAAAGAUUUCAAUGAGGAAUCUGUAAAGUUGUUGGGUGGAAUUAUUGACACUAGCAAAGAUGGACUUAUAUCAUUCCCAGAAUUUCAAGCAUUUGAAGGCCUACUGUGUGUUCCAGACGCAUUAUACAAAACUGCUUUCCAACUUUUUGACACAAAUGGAAAUGGAAUGGUGUCAUUUGAGGAAUUUGUCGAAGUGGUUCGCAAAACAACUCUUCAUCAGCGUAUGCCCUUCAAUUUUGAUGGAAACUUCAUUAAACUGUACUUUGGCAAGGAUAAGAAAAGACUCAUCUCUUACUCAGAGUUCAGUCAACUUCUGCAUGAUUUCCAUGAGGUUUAUGCUAUGGAAGCUUUCCGAAAAUCUGACAAAGAUGGAUCAGGCUUCAUUUCGGCCUUGGACUUUCAGGACAUUAUGGUUUCCAUUAAGAGCCAUUUGCUUACAAAAGAUGUUAAAUCUAAUCUUGUCGCUGCUGCAUCUGGUGGAACAGGUGGACAACGGGUGAGCUUCCCAUACUUUAUGGCAUUUAACUCCUUACUCAACAAUAUGGAACUCAUCAAAAGAAUUUACCUGAAUGCAACUGGUGGAAACAGAAACCAAGAAGUAACAAAAGAGGAAUUCCUUCACUCAGCACAGAUGAUGUCUCAGAUCACCCCCCUUGAAGUUGAUAUUCUUUUCGUCCUUUGCCACCUUCUCCAUCAAACAAGCAUAUCAGUCUCCCAUGAGGAUCAUCAUAGUUGGUUUGGCCGAAUAGUUUACAGUGACCUUCAAGCUAUUGCUCCAGAGCAGUAUUUUAAGCAAAUCACUAACCGAUUAGCAGAAAUCAAAGCUGUAUCAAGCCCAGAGGAACGUGGAGCUUUGAUUCAAGUUUUAGAAAGCGCCUACCGUUUCACUCUUGGUGCCCUUGCUGGAGCGGUUGGAGCCACAGCAGUCUAUCCCAUUGAUUUAGUAAAAACUAGAAUGCAGAAUCAAAGAUCAGGUUCAUUUGUUGGUGAGCUAAUGUAUCGGAAUUCAAUGGAUUGCUUUAAGAAAGUUAUCCGUCAUGAAGGUGCAACUGGACUCUACAGAGGACUUGUUCCUCAGCUAAUGGGGGUAGCACCAGAGAAAGCUAUCAAACUAACGGUAAAUGACCUGGUCAGAGACAAAUUCACUGAUAAGAAAGGCAACAUUCCAUUAUGGGGAGAGAUCCUUUCUGGUGCAUGUGCUGGAGGUUCUCAAGUUAUAUUCACAAACCCACUUGAGAUUGUGAAGAUUCGUCUUCAAGUUGCUGGAGAAAUAGCAAGUACAACAAAAAUAAGUGCAUUGUCUGUUGUUAAAGAACUUGGUUUCUUUGGAUUAUACAAGGGAGCAAAAGCAUGUUUUCUGCGAGAUAUCCCUUUCAGUGCUAUAUACUUCCCUGCCUACGCCCACACAAAGGCUAAGCUUGCUGACGAAAAUGGGUAUAACCAUCCCCUUACACUCUUGCUUGCUGGUGCUAUUGCUGGAAUUCCAGCUGCAUCACUUGUAACUCCUGCUGAUGUCAUAAAAACUCGCCUUCAGGUUGUAGCAAGACAAGGACAAACUACCUACACAGGAGUAAUUGAUGCAUUUGGAAAAAUUAUGCGUGAAGAAGGACCAAGAGCUUUCUGGAAGGGAUCAGUUGCCCGAGUUUGCCGUUCUUCUCCUCAAUUUGGAGUUACUCUACUAACCUAUGAAAUUCUUCAACGAUUAUUUUAUGUUGAUUUUGGUGGAACGCGUCCGACUGGUUCUGAACUAAAUGUGCCAGCUGUGGGAAUUGCAGAUGAAGUGAAAUCAACCAAUCCAGAUCACAUUGGAGGGUAUCAAGUUGCGCUUCCUAUAUUCCAGGGUAUUGAAAGUAAAUUUGGGCUCUGUUUACCAAAGUUCAAAACUGGAUUUAUACCUGUUACACCUCCCUCAUAGUUAUCUUUAGAAAUCAUGUAUCAUAUGCCUCUAACAUUCUUGGGCUAGGUUUUUAGUUAUGAGCUUUGGAGGUUGUGAUGUAUUUUGCUGUUUAAGCCUGUGAUGCAGGGUAUUGCUUUGCUUUAAUAUGUUCAACCUUCAGAGACUGAGGUGGGAGGAAGUUUGUUAGGCAAACAUUGACUUUUCUGCUGUCUCAAUCAAAAGAACAUGUUUGUUUUCUGAUUCUUGUUUUUUUUUUUAACAACAAAAAAAGCCACAAACAACUGAAUAAGAUAAAUUAUGUUCUGUAAACAUAUGCAUGUCUCAGGAAUUUCCCAGUCAAUAGAACUGUAUUUAUUUAGUGAAUACUUACUUGGCAUCAGCAACAGCCAUUUUAUGUAGAAAUUCCUACAAGAUCUUUAUUUCAAGUGAUCUAUGUUAUACCAGUGUAAAUGUUAACUUUUGAAAACUUUUAACUUUUCAUUGUGUACUGUUUCAUAAUUUUAUAUUAUGGGUACCUGCUUUUUUGUUAAGGAGUAUGUUAAAACAUGAUAGUUUACACAUUAGUAUGUCACAAUAAAUACUUUCUGUGACCAAUAUUCAAUUCUUCUGAAUGAGAAAUGGUUGAUUUACUGUUGAUAUGAUACCACUAAAUACGUAAAUGGAUCAUAUACAUAGAUGACUAGCAGUAUUAAAGGUGCUGUGGAUAAAUACGCAAUAUUUUUUGAUUUAUUGUCAAAUUUUAAAGCACCAUUAUUUAAUGCUUUUCAUCUACAAAUUUAAGUCUAAGGCUGAUUUAUAAUUGCAAUCUUGUCCUAUGCAUUUGGCCUUACAUGUAAAAUUAAAGUCUGUGAAAAAUGGUUAUUGCACUGUUUUUAAUGUUGAGGUUUUAUUCAUUUACGAAUGUUUUCUUUAUUGUUUACUAGCACAGAUUUCUUUAAGGAUAAGCAAUACACAAGCAGUCUUCAGCCAAUACAAAGUUAUAGAACAAUUGUUACUGGAUAGAGCUCUUGCUCUUGCUUAUCUGUUAUGCAUGUUAUGUUGUUUUACAAGUGAGCUGAGCGUACUGUAUGCGUUAAUGUUUAGUAUGUCACUUACCUCAAAUGUGAUAUUCUCACAUUGAAAUAGCUCAUAAGUCUUGCUCGUUGUGAUAUUGUAUCGUUAUUUUCCAAGAGAAAAGAAACGUUGACCGGUACAAAUGUGAUUUUUACUUUUCACACCUUUUCCAGUAAUACUCAUCCAAAGAAAGUGAAGUGGAAUCCAAAAUGGGAAGGAGAGUAAACCUUAUGUUUAUUUUGAUAUUGUCUUUAACCACGAAUAAUUAAUACUCCUGUAUUUUUUGUACAUAGUUUAAAUAUUGCAUUAUGAAAUUGUAUUUCUACUUUGCAGAGUUUUAGAUCAUGUGAAAACUAUGUCAAACUGCAUUUCAAGAUAUAUUUUAUACUGAAGUGAUAUUUGAGAUGCAAUGUGCCAGGCAAAGUAGCAAGAGUCAUUGUCAAACCAUUAUUUGAAGAUAAAAAAUUAAACUGGUGCGGUCUCAAAGUUA